UGAAUAUAUCGAGGGAGGUAAAUAUAUCGAAAACUUACAAGUUCUUUCUGAUGAACAAAAUUCACAGCUUAUAUUGACCUAUGAGAUAUUACCAGCUUCUAGUUCACAAGUUUUUUUUAUAUGCUCUAUACUACAAAGAUGUGCUUCAUCUAAACCUGAUAUGUUAAAUUCUAAUGAUGUAGAAAAUAAAUUCAUUAAUUAUAAUAUAUCUAAUAUAAAUGAACAUCAAAAAAUUGAAGUUAAAGAUCAAGAAAAGCUUGAAAUUGUUUCUGGCUCAAUAUUUCAAACUUGGAAACAGCUUGAUCAUCAUAUUAAAAUAUAUGCAAAGCAAAAUGGCUUUGUAUCAAUUAUUACUUGUUCUGAAUAUAAUGAUAUUACUUGUAGAAUGUGUAGAUAUGCUUGUGAACACCAAGAUAUAAGACAUUCAAAGAAGAUAGCUAUUCUAAAAAAUCAAAAAGAAUUAUAUACAAAAUA
Dentiscutata erythropus is the source of this 474-nucleotide messenger RNA. The record is from the annotation of a GenBank genome assembly. Lineage: Eukaryota; Fungi; Glomeromycota; Glomeromycetes; Diversisporales; Gigasporaceae.